AAUUCUUCCUCCUUUCUUUUCCUCUUUAAUUUUCUUUUUUAUUUUCUUUGUUAUUUUUUUCUACUCCUGUUUAUCUAUGUUUUUAGAAAAGUAUAAUAGUAGUAAAUGCUUUAUUUUAGAGGUACCAAAGGUUUGCCUGCCCACAAGUAUUGUAUCAAUAAUUAUGGGACCCUAUAUAUCAUUCUAUCCUUGUUUUACGUCUAGCAAAUCUAGCAAACAAUGAAGAUAGAAUGACAGAAAUAACGCUAAUAGCGUUCUCCCCGAAUACACCAUAUCUCUUUCUCUUAUUUAUCUCUUUUUCUCUUUCGCUUUAUUGAACUUUAUUCGCUUGACAACCGAUUGGAGUAUCAGCUGUUCGUCAGGUGAAAAUUGGCGGGAAACCGGCAAGUAGAAUCCUAGCAACCGGAGUGGCACAAUGGCACCAUCGAAAUCCUGGCGGCAAGACGAAGUCCGUGUUUACGACCGAAUUUGGACAUCAAAGCCGAUUCUCCAGAACUUGAACUGCAGCGGGCGCAGUAUCGAUCGUUAUCCGCUUUCUUUCCACCAUCACGAUGACGACACGUGCCAACAGCUUCAUCAAGGAAGAGGUAUCUGCAGAACCUGGAUUGCGUCGCUCACCAAGGAAUUUGCCGCAGCAUCUAAAGGAAAAGUUGAAGCAAUCAGAACCUGAAAGAGAGCCUGACAUAAAAACUUUGCCUCCGAUUGUUUUCAAGGGAUGCAUUCAAUAUGCUGAUGACUUCUUUAACUGUGCUCAGAUUUGUGACGAUCUCAUACAAGAAGUAAAGCGCAGUAAGAAGGAGAUCGUGCCAAUAGGUUUUGAUUUGGAGUGGCCAUUCAACUUUCAAACUGGCAGCGGAAAAACGGCGCUGGUGCAAAUUUGUUUGGAGGACAGCGUGUGUUAUCUCUUGUAUGUCUAUUCGCUGAAGAAGCUCCCAGCAGCAUUCGUUGAACUCCUAUGUCACUCGAAAGUCAAACUCGUUGGCGUCAAUAUUAAAAACGACGUGUGGAAGUUAGGGAGAGAUUUCAAAGAGUUUCCUGCUCAGAAAGUGGUAGAGAAUAAUUGUCUGGACUGCGGGACUUAUGCUAAUCGUGUCUUAAAGCGAUCUUGUCGUUGGAGUUUGGAAAAAUUGACUGCUUAUUUGUUGAAGAAGAAAAUUAGCAAAAAUCCCGACGUGCGAAUGAGUAAAUGGCAUAUACAACCCCUCAGCAACGCACAGAAAAAUUAUGCAGCCACGGAUGCUUAUGUAUCCCUUCUGCUACAUACGACACUUGAUGCAAAGGCCAUUACUAUAGAAAAGGAGAACCAAAAUGAUGAGAAUUUGCUAAAUCUUUUGAGCUAA
Acromyrmex echinatior (Panamanian leafcutter ant) is the source of this 1340-nucleotide messenger RNA. RefSeq names its product WRN RecQ like helicase (gene WRNexo). Gene Ontology annotation, molecular function: 3'-5' exonuclease activity; nucleic acid binding. Lineage: Eukaryota; Metazoa; Arthropoda; Insecta; Hymenoptera; Formicidae. The record is from RefSeq and is a predicted model, not a curated record. Gene Ontology annotation, biological process: nucleobase-containing compound metabolic process.